GGCCACUCUGACCGGUGUGGGGUGAUACCUCAUUGUAGUUUUGAUUUGCAUUUCUGUAAUAAUUAGUGACGUUGAGCAUCUUUUCAUGUGUUUCUUGCCCAUCUGUAUGGAAAGAUGUUUAACUCUUGACGUUAACUUCCGUAGAGAGCCUAUGUCUCCUUUGCUACGUUUUCUUCACAAAUGAUAUGCAUUUAAAUUUGGGGGAUUUUGAUGAGUGUUUGGUCCAACAGUGAUAACUGAACUACUCUUAAAGAUAUGAGCACUUCUUAAUAACAUAUUUUAGUGGCACACUUAACAUAAAGCAUGAGUCAUCUAUAGCCUUAAGCCAAAAAGUAGAAGGGAGUGCAUCUGGAUUUACAUGCUUUUCAUUUUAUUAUUCUGUAGUUUCUAUGACUGUGCUAAAGGAUGAACCUGAUACAGCUGUUUGUUGAUUUACCAAAUCAAGCACUAGUUUGAGCUCUUAAAAUCUAAAAGAGAAGAAAUGCCACUCCUUGUUCCUCCAGGACCUUUAGAGGAGCUAGACCAAAGUAAUAAAUUAUUCCAGGUUCCUAUUACGUGGUGGUGUUUCUUCUAUGAGUAGUCUACAGAACAAAUGAAAUAAGAACUCUCUAACACUACAAAAACAUUGGCUUUUGGUUAUACGUCUCUUAGGAAGCCGGGACCUUGAACAGCAGUUCAGUCAGAGCUGUUUUCUUAAUUACCCCCAUUCACCCUGCUUUGUGCUAACUCUUAAGACAAAUGCAUUUUUAGUGGGUUACAUUUGACAACUUAUGCUCUAACAUAGAUUUCUCUAGUUGAGUGGAAACUUCUGUAAAAUGUUGGCAGAUUCUGUGAAACUAAAGAGAAGACACUAUGUCUCUGAAUGCCUGUAAGUUACUGCAAAAUUGCAAGAUCCUAUGGGGAAAAAAAGAGCAUUCAGAUAACUUGAAGGUCUUUUUUAUGGACAACUUGGAAUGCAAGGAUUUUAAUUUUAUGCUCCUAAAGUUUGAAAAUAAGGUAGCCUAGGUUAAAUAGUAUAGUUUUCAGAAGCUGGAUGUGCUCAAUUGGAGCUCAGUUUGUCUGCUGGUAAUAUCAAAACAACUUGCUGAGCUCGUGGCUCAUAACACUAAUGUUUUGCUGAUCUGUGGUUAGAUGAAUUAAGUCUCUGUUGGCAACGUCUCUCUCCCUCUCUUUCUCUCUCUCUCAACUUGGUAAGAAUUUAAAAAUUGCUAUAACAAAUGUAUUUUUCUAGUCUUACACUGACAAUGUCAUUCCAAUUGUCUCUUGAGAGUCAAAUGUCAAUUACAGGAAUCCAUCUUCAUCCUUCUCACCUUUUGGAAAUUGGAGUGGACAUGCUCCCCCUGUUGUGUCUGUUCACCAACAGCAAGAAGGCUCGCUCAAGCAUUGAGCUGUAAACUUCUUCUAGUUAUUUUGUGCUAAUACAGAACUCCUUUCAGUUUACAAACCACAUAAUUAUAACAUCAAGGAGGUUAGUUUUGUCCAACUGAUUUGGGCUGGGCUUCACAAUGACAGCAGUAACAGUGACCACGACAGUUCCCCUGAAGGGGAAGAUAGAAGAUAAUUCUGCCUCGUAUGAGUCCACAUCAGCUCACAUUAUUGAAGAAACCGAAUAUGUGAAAAAGAUUCGAACUACUCUGGAAAAGAUCCGAAAUCAAAUAUUUAAAGAUGAAGUAAGACAUAAUAGUACAAAUCACAAACAAGAUGCAAAGCACUGUCGACACGUUCAAAAUGGCUUUGACUCUGAAGUGGAUCCCUCUUGUUGCAGUUUGGAUCUGCUCCUGGAAAGGAUAAAAGGAAAAGACCUACAGCUCUUAGAAAUGAACAAAGAGAAUGAAGUGUUGAAAAUCAAGCUCGAAGCCUCCAGAGAAGCAGGAGCAGUGGCUCUGAGAAAUGUGGCCCAGAGAUUAUUUGAAAACUAUCAAACACAGUCUAAAGAAGUUAGAAAGAAGCAUGAGGACAGUAGACACUUACUCCAGGUUAACACACUUGAAAAAGAACAGAAAUUGAAGGAACAUGUUGAAAAUCUGAAUCAAAUUGCUGAAAAGCUUGAAGAAAGACAUAAUCAAAUCACAGAACUGGAGAAUCUUGUACAGAGAAUGGAACAGGAAAAGAGAACACUGCUAGAAAAAAAACUGUCUUUGGAAAACAAGCUGCUGCAUCUCAAAUCCAGCGCUACCUAUGCUAAAAGUUGCCAGGAUCUUCAAAAGGAGAUUUCCCUCCUCCAGGAGCAGAUCUCUCAUCUGCAGUUUGUGAUUCACUCCCAGCAUCAGAGCCUGCGCAGUGUCAUCCAGGAGAUGGAAGGCUUAAAAAAUAAUUUAAAAGAACAAGAUAAAAGAAUUGAAGAUCUGAAAGAAAAAGUUAACAUACUUGAAGCCCAGAACAAAGAACUAAAAACCAAGGUGGCACUUUGGUCUGAAAUUCCUAGGCCAAAGGUAUCCAAGGCCGUCUCUACAAGUGAAUUGAAGACUGAAAGCAUGACCCCAUAUUUGAUGUUGGUUAGGCUACGGAAAUGAGCCGCCUGGCUGAAGAUCUGAAUGAGAAAGAUCACUACCUGCGUCUUACUUACUCCUUGAAACACAGUCUAAAUUUACAUAUUAAAACUGCUCAAUGACAGUAUUUAAUGGAAUGUAUUGUAUUAUAUUUAAUAUAUACAUCAAUAACUUUGCAGGAAGAUGACAUUUCAGAAAAUCAAACCAAUAUGUAUUCAAAGAAAGGACCUCUUUCUUCAAAACUUACUAAUGGAUGAAGAAACCAGAUGCUUUCCCACGAUGGAAGAUGAAUUUUGCUUUAAAGUUAAAAAAAAAAACCAACUAAAUUUAUUUUUUUUUGGCAGAUUUUUGCUGAAGAGACUGGUUAAGGUUGUCAACUUUGACCUUUUGAUAGUGGUUUUUAUGUACAGUCAUCCCUAGGUAUCCACAGGAGAUUGGUUCCAAGAGCCCCCUCGGGUACCAAAGCCCAUUCGGAUGUUCAGUCCCAUAUAUAAAAUGGCAGAGUGCAGCUGGCCCUCUGUAUCCAUGGUUUCCACAUCCAUGGAUUCAAUCAAUCGUCAGUGUGGAACCUGCAGGUACAGAGGGCUGACUGUACAUAAAUAUAAGGAAGAAUAUACAGGCAUGCUUCCUUUUACUGUGCUUCACAGACUCUGUGUUUUUUUUUUUUUUUACAAAUUGAAGGUUUGUGGCAACCUUGCAUCGUCAGAUGACGGUUAGCAAUUUUCGGCAAUAAAGUGUUUUUAAAUUAAGGUAUGUAUAUAUAUAUUUUUAGAUAUAAUGCUAUUGCACACUUAACAGGCUACAACAUAGUGUAAACAUGACUUUUAGAUUCACUGGGAAACCAGAAAUUUCAUGUGACUCGCUUUAUUGUGAUAUUCUGUUUAGAUUGGUGCUCUGGUACUGAACCUGUGAUAUCUGUGUGUGUGUUUGUGUGUGAAUAAAUGAUAUAUUUUAAAGUUGACUUUUGGAUAAUAAGAAAUAUCUUACCAUGAUAUAAAUUCAUCUCCUAACCCAUGGUUAGUGGGAGAGUUAUUCUCUACUGAAUUAAAGGCAGAAAAAGGAGUAGAUUCUUUUUAGCUAAUUCCCCAAACCAAACAACCCUCCAAAUUCAAGAAUUCUGCCGCUUCACAACACCUUAGGAGGCUGCUGUUCUUCAGCUGGGAUUAAACUUUGGUUGCUAGAGGCAACCCGCACAUCAGCACAAAGAAAUACACCUUGUGAUUCUGCCUUUGUGACUGGUUUUCUUUUCGAUCUUUGUUAAUAUUAUCUAAGUAAAAUGUUUAGAGGAAAGAAUAGAACACAGUGCUGUUAGCUCAUACCUCCAUAAAAAGGUAUUCAUUAUGGGUUCAAAGGAACAGUGGCUGCUGUCUGCAGCCGGGAGGAAUCUGAAUUCAUGAACUUGGAAUUAUAUGUCUAGUGAUUUUAUGAAAGCGACUUACGUUUUGAUACAUGCAUUCGUUACAGGUGGAAUUUGAAAUUGCUAUAAGUAAAAGAAAACUCUAACUUGUAGAAAUACAAACAUACUGACACUCAGGAAAGCAGAACACACUUCAGCUAAAGGCAUAAUGGGAGACCUUUGUCAUCCUAAAAGGUGAAUUACCUGUAGGUUUUUUCAUCAUUCUCUUUGGUGUAUAACUCUAAACAUUUUCUCAGGAAAGAUGCUUCCUGCCUUUCAAGGUAGAAUGUGAAACAUCUGUAUGAUCUAUGAAAUAUUUAAAGGUAUUUACAAAUGAGAUGAAGUAAUAUCCUUCUAAAUUCAGCAAAGUACUGUAAUCUUUGCAAUGUUGUGUAACUAUGUAUGUUUCAUAUUUCUUGUUUUUAUUGCUUUGUAGUUUUUAAGGUGUAGUUAUCUAAUAACAUUUAGGACACUGUCACCCUAUGCCAGGAACAAUUCUAAGUACUUCACCUGUAUUAAUUUCUUUAAUCCUCCCAGCAACCCUCAGAAAUAGGUCAUAUUAUUAUCCCUGUUCGCAGCUUCAGAAGCCUAAAAAGAUCUGAACUCUUCAAAUACAAAAGUAUUGUUUUACUAACAUCAGUAGAUCAUUUAUAUGUCACGUAUGGAUUAUUUCCUAUCUCCUCAUCGUUUCGGCUUCAUCAUUUGAACUCUUUCUUUAAAUAAACAUUUCUGAGUGAUAAAAAAUCAUUACAAUGGAGAAUGAAAUUUAUUAGUCUAAAACUAGUACCACACAGAAAAUACAAAAACAAAAACCUCAAUUGUAGUCAAAGUAUUUGUACUUAUAAUUAUAUUAAUCAAAGUAUUGGAUAAGAGGGUCUGAGGUGGGCUAUGAAGUAACUACAUGGAGGUGGGAAAUGAAAAGAAACUCAGUUUCACUUUGAUUACAUAUAUUGUUACAAAUUAUCAUUAAGAAAUGUUUAAACAAUUGGUUUAAUAUAUACCAUUUUAAUAAUUGCUUAUGAUAUGCCUUAAAAUAAAGAAAAUUGAUGCCA
Delphinapterus leucas (beluga whale) is the source of this 4937-nucleotide messenger RNA. RefSeq names its product coiled-coil domain containing 68 (gene CCDC68). The record is from RefSeq and is a predicted model, not a curated record. Gene Ontology annotation, cellular component: intracellular anatomical structure. Gene Ontology annotation, biological process: intracellular signal transduction. NCBI's taxonomy places the organism in Eukaryota, Metazoa, Chordata, Mammalia, Artiodactyla, Monodontidae.